Messenger RNA from Trypanosoma rangeli, 1602 nucleotides. RefSeq lists its product as uncharacterized. The record is from RefSeq and is a predicted model, not a curated record. The coding region runs from base 1 to 1602 and encodes 533 amino acids. NCBI's taxonomy places the organism in Eukaryota, Euglenozoa, Kinetoplastea, Trypanosomatida, Trypanosomatidae. The transcript has a single exon.
AUGAAUCAAACGCCUGAUUGUACCCCGUUUUACUCCGAUUUUGGUCAAUUCAAAGAUGGCUACAACCGUGAGGAGGCGGAAGCCGGCAUUCACAAGGCAUUUCGCUUACGACAGCGAGAGCGGCAGCAACGGUACGUGAAAGGAUUGUUGCUGGGUAGUGGCCUUGGGGAUGUGGCGAAACGAACUGUGCAGAAGGGUCUGUAUCAACCGCAGACGACGCUGCUUUUACCCAACGGGGUGACGUCAACGGCGGCAGCGGUGGCAUCUGGUGCAGCUGAACUGGAGGAGCUUGAGGAACGGGGCGGCAUGAGCGAGGCGAUGCUCGGGGGAAUUGUUACGCCAUCUGACAUGGCGCUUUUGAGCACUUCUCCGGCAAACGUCAUGAACCAGUUUACAAAGGCUGAGGUAGAGGUGCGCAAUUUAGUGGAGGUUCAGCAUCAGUUGGAGGGCAAUCUAAAGGUCGCAGAAGAGUGUCUUGCGUCUAGAUGCAGCCCAUUUACGUUUGAGACGUUGUUGGAGUCUCUUUCUGUGGCGCUUUGUGUGGUAGAAGAGGGUGACCCCAAGAUUGAAGUGACACUUCCCAUUCAAAAUGGAGAGGCAGGGCCGCUUCACGGGGCAGAGGCUGUCAUGGCGUAUGUUCGCGAAUACGUGACUCCACUCACCAUGGCGCUAGUGACCACCUUGUACGCAACGGAGUGGAUGUUACAAUACACCAUGACGUUUGUGAAUACCAUUGUGGUAGAAAAUGAAGAAGAGGCUCAACUUCGAGAUGAACUACUUGCGCGUUGUGUGCGGUGGUUGGGGAAGAUUGAUCGGUUUGUUGCCUUUGCUUUUGCGCUUGAGUUGAUGUCUGAGUCAUAUGAAGCCUUUUUAGACCUACGGAACGCCUCAGAGCAGCACAUUGAGGGUCUUCUUAACAGCAUUCAACGGGAAAUUAGUGCAGUGUUUCUCUUGCCGUUUCCCCAACGCCGCAAGGGAUUGCUCCGCCGUGAGGAGAGAAUAAAAAAGCGUCUUCAAUGUGCUUUAAAGCUUCUUGCUGAUCUUGACAUCUCAUGGUUUCCAAGCGUGAAGCUGCAAAAGGAGUGGAAAGAUGAAUUUCUUACUCAAAUGUAUAGUCGAGUUCACACGGUUAUUGCCCCUGCCUACUUCUCCGCUUCAUUGGGAUUUAUUGACGAAACACUUUACACAUUCAUGCCGAGUGGUCGAGUUGUGGCAAAACGCACUUUGCCUAGCUUUGCUCGAGGCAGCAGUGCUCGGCGCACAUCCGUGAAAACCUCUAUGGCGAAGGUUUUGGUUGUGACGCAGGUGGAAAACCGACGUGUGAAGGAAAAAUUGAACCUUCGACAGAUCGCAAUGCUGGUGAAGGGUUUGGCGAGUAAUGUUGUGGGCCUACAGUUGUGCAUGGGGGCGCGGUUUAUGCUGCGACAGUGCGAAGCCGAAUACGACACACGAUGGGGGUUUUCGAUGAAUUAUCCACCGGACUCACACGACGCCGUCCGCGACUCGGCGGGAAUUGUGCCACGCUUCACUGAGUUGUUGAGGGGGCACGUGAGGGUGCGGGCGGAAUACCAAAUGGGGAUGCUUCGACACUUUGUGGUGUAA